AUGGAUUCGGUUCAAGGUGAGUGCGAUCCCAGAUUCGCCAGAGUCAAGGAACUCCUUGCGCAAUACCUUGAUUCAAACGAGGAACUGGGUGCAUCCAUCUGCAUCAAUCUUGAUGGCAGAACUGUUGUCGACAUUUGGGGGGGACAUGCAGACUUGGAACGGACCGAGCCAUGGACAAAGAACACGGUUGGGCCGGUUUGGUCGACAACAAAAUGCGUCACCAACUUGGCUGCUUUGAUUCUGAUCGAUCGCGGUCUCCUUGACCCAGGAGAAAAGGUCGCGAAAUACUGGCCGGAAUUUGCGGCAAACGGAAAGCAAGACGUUGAAGUCCGACACAUUCUGAGCCACACCUCCGGCCUGGCAGCAUGGGACACCCCAAUCACAGUGGAAGAUAUUUACGACGUACCAAGCGCAACGGCAAAGUUGGCCCGCCAAGCUCCUUGGUGGACACCUGGCACAUCAUCUGGGUAUCAUCUGAUUAGUCAAGGUCACCUCGUCGGGGAGCUUGUACAAAGAGUUAGUGGCAAGUCUCUCAGAGACUUUGUCAAAACCGAGAUUGCAGUGCCACUUGGUGCAGAUUUUCAGAUUGGCGCCGACGAAGAAGACUGGGAUCGAAUUUGUGAUAUUGUUCCUCCGCCACCACCCUCUGUCAUGCCAGACGGUAUUGACCCAGAGAGUGUCAUGAUGAAAGCUUUUAAUGGAACUCCCAUGAAGGCUGAGAACGCUUCAACUGCAGAGUUCCGCAGGGCUAGAUUGGGGGGCAUGGGCGGCUUCGGCAACGCCCGGUCUGUCGUUCAAAUCCUCUCGGCCAUCACCCUCGGCGGUUCUGCUGCCGGGAAACAGCUCCUGUCACAAAAGACAGUCGAUUUGAUCUUCGCAGAGCAAUCAAAUGGGAUGGACUUGGUUCUUGCCACUCCACUCACGUUUGGAGUCGGGUUUGCCCUAGCCACCAAGGCUCAGACGAAUGGAUGGGUUCCGCAGGGUAGGACGUGUUUCUGGGUUGGUUGGGGAGGCUCGGCUGGUAUCAUGGACAUGGACAAAAGGAUGACUAUAGGCUACACAAUGAAUAAAAUGGGAGAGGGUAUGGUGGGAUCGUCUCGAACCGAAGGCUACGUCAGGGCCAUCUACUCGGCUAUGUCUGACGUGGAGGCUGACGUGUAG
Pochonia chlamydosporia 170 is the source of this 1161-nucleotide messenger RNA. RefSeq names its product beta-lactamase. Lineage: Eukaryota; Fungi; Ascomycota; Sordariomycetes; Hypocreales; Clavicipitaceae. The transcript has a single exon. The coding region runs from base 1 to 1161 and encodes 386 amino acids. The record is from RefSeq and is a predicted model, not a curated record.